UACAAGCUUAAAAAUCUUUGUUUAUCAAAAAAAUAUUACAUUCUCACUAUUUGAUUGGGUGUUCAUAUUACAAACAUCACACUUUUAAGAGUUACCAACGCCAUAAAUUAUACCUUUAAGUGGAUUCUAAUAUAGACAAACAAUUUGAAUAUAUGGCCUUGAAACUUAACACAAUGGAUAGAAGAGCAUUGAUUGAAAAAUUCCAUCAAAUGGAUAAAAAUUGUGAUGGCGUUUUAACACCGUCUGAAAUUCGACUCUGUGUUCAGCGAUCCGGUCUACCGCCAUCGAAAGUUGAUGAAUUUCUACGUUUGUUCGAUUUAAGCGGUGAUAAUAUGAUUACACUUCAAGAAUAUAUUUGUGCGCUUGGUUUACAACCACCACCGCCAAAAGAUGUUGAACAAUGGAGGAGAACCUUUAAUGAAGUCGACCAAGAUAGAUCAGGACAAUUAUCACUAGAUGAAAUCAGAAACGUUUUACGGGAACUAGGAUAUCGUCGUGUAUCUGAGGACGCUUUAAAUCGUUGGAUGCAAAGUGUUGACAAGAAUUGUAAUCAAAUGAUUGACUUCUCUGAAUUCAGCGCAUUUCUUUACGAAAAUUGGCAAGAAUAAACCAGACUUUAACCGAGCGACCAGAUAUUUAUUUCCACAAAUACUUUCCUCUAACAAAAUUGAAAAUAUAACUACUACUGCUCUGUUGUAUCUGUAUUAUUUUAUAUUACAUAAACGUUUACAGAUGCGAACUACUAAUAGUAUGGUUUGCCUUAUUGUCAUGAUAGUAAUAUGAAAAGUGAGAUACUUGUAAGUCAUGAUUUUUGAUUUAAUAAUUGGCAUGCGUGUUCAUUUUCUGGCAACGCAUUUCGGUUUUGUUGGUUUG
Schistosoma haematobium is the source of this 873-nucleotide messenger RNA. RefSeq lists its product as uncharacterized. Lineage: Eukaryota; Metazoa; Platyhelminthes; Trematoda; Strigeidida; Schistosomatidae. Gene Ontology annotation, molecular function: calcium ion binding. The transcript has 4 exons. The record is from RefSeq and is a predicted model, not a curated record. The coding region runs from base 153 to 608 and encodes 151 amino acids.